Phaeodactylum tricornutum CCAP 1055/1 is the source of this 1320-nucleotide messenger RNA. RefSeq lists its product with no specific name. Lineage: Eukaryota; Bacillariophyta; Bacillariophyceae; Surirellales; Neidiaceae. The record is from RefSeq and is a predicted model, not a curated record. The transcript has a single exon. Bases 1 to 1320 code for a protein of 439 amino acids.
AUGAGAUUAAUCGGAGUCCUUGGCGGCUUCUUUCUCGCAACCACCCUCGGCGUACCACAUUUUCUGGUCAAUGCUCUUCUACAGGUUCAGCUCACUAGAAGAAUCAUUAAAUGUACGGGACGAUAUGUUUCAAACUCUCCAAACCACUUGAACAGCCAUGAACGACAGGCGUCCAAGAACGACCAUCCAGAGACAUCAUCGGAUGUGACACGCUUAGCAUCCACAAACAUAUCCGCUAGCGAAUACGGCGAUAUCCAGAGAUAUAAAAACCGUGCUGCUCUAACAGAGCAUGCGCUUAAAUCGCAAAGGAAUGACAUGAUUGCAAUACAGGGAAAACUUUUGAUUUUACAAGACGUAGUUGGCAAGUUGAAGAUAAAAGCCGAGACCAAAAGCCAAGAAGCAACCCACUGGAAGAGGCAACACUUGGACGGAGAAAUGAUGCAUCGAGAGGCGCAGAGUGAUAUGAAACGACUGACUCACGAAUACCAGCAGGGCAGACGGGAACUAGAGGAGCAAACGAAGGAUUACCAACGAGAUCUCAAUGCCUUCAAGCAAGCGUAUGAUUCAGAGCGGAGGCGUUGGCAAGAAGAGCAAAUGAAGCAUACAGAAUCAGAGAAAGAUCUUCGAUUGAAAAUAAAAGCGUUGCAACAGGAGUUGUUUGACAUGGAUGCGUCGUUUGAGCUCACCCAGGAACAGCUAUUGACCAAGCAGCAACACCUCAAGAGAGAGAAGACUAUGACCCAGCAAGCACUCCACGCGGAAUUCCUAACUUCAUCAUCUCUGCGUAAAGAUAUUGCUGAGGCUCGUCUAGAACGCGAUGAAGCGCUGAUACGGACUCGGAACCAAACGACAAUGGAAGAGUCCAUGGAAAUUGCGAAGGCUUCUGUCACUGCUGCUGAACGACGCGAAAGCGAUAUUCGAGUUGAGUGCGAAAUGCUGCAGAUAUACAUAUUGAAACUCGGUGCCGAAAAAGAAAUCUUGAACAAGCGUUUGGAAGUUGCGCAAAAACAACGUGACAAGGUCGACAAAGAAUUGCGGAAUGUCAAGGACCUUUCGACCGAGAGAGACAGCCUUCGUGCAGAAGUAGCUCUGUUGAAGAAGCAAGUCGAGACGGCGGAAUCGCAGUACGCAGACACAGGAAACAAAGAUGAAUUUCAAUUUGAAAAAGAAGUUGACAUGAUGCAGGACGAGUACAAAAAUCGCGAAAGGGAACUAGAGCUUCUUCUUGAAGAACGAACAAGUUACCGCAUACUGCGGUUGUGGCAACGAUUUAGAGAGCGCUUUAAAAGGAGAGGACAAAAAAGAAACAGUAAGAUAUAG